AUGGCUGAAAUUGGGAGUUGGGGUUGGAUUGUAUCGUUGAGGGUGGGCAUUUUUGGCCCUCAAUGUGGCGG
Messenger RNA from Didymodactylos carnosus, 71 nucleotides. The record is from the annotation of a GenBank genome assembly. NCBI's taxonomy places the organism in Eukaryota, Metazoa, Rotifera, Eurotatoria, Philodinida, Philodinidae.